GGGAGAGGGGGAUAGUAGGAAUGCGGGGUCCGGGGAGAGGGGAUGUAGUGAAUGCGGGGGUUCCGGGGAGAGCGGAUACAGUGAAUGCGGGGUCCAAGGGAGAGCGGAUAUAGUGAAUGCGGGGUCCGGGAGAGGGGAAUGUAGUGAAUGCGGGUCCGGGGAGAGGGGAUGUAGUGAAUGCGGGGUCCGGGGAGAGCGGAUAUAGUGAAUGCGGGGUCCGGGGAGAGGGGAUGUAGUGAAUGCGGGGUCCGGGGAGAGGGGAUGUAGUGAAUGCGGGUCCCGGGAGAGGGGAUGUAGUGAAUGCGGGUCCCCGGGGAGAGGAGAUGUAGUGAAUGCGGGGUCCGGGGAGAGCGGGAUAAUAGUGAAUGCGGGGUCCGGGGAAGAGGGGAAUGUAGUGAAUGCGGGGUCCGGGGAGGGGAGAGCGGAUUAUAGUGAAUGCGGGGGUCCGGGGAGAGCGGGUUGUACGUCAGCAGUUCUGAAGGACAUAUAGUGGCGGCUUUGUGCG
This is a messenger RNA of Staurois parvus, 505 nucleotides long. The record is from the annotation of a GenBank genome assembly. NCBI's taxonomy places the organism in Eukaryota, Metazoa, Chordata, Amphibia, Anura, Ranidae.